Messenger RNA from Oldenlandia corymbosa var. corymbosa, 1721 nucleotides. The record is from the annotation of a GenBank genome assembly. Lineage: Eukaryota; Viridiplantae; Streptophyta; Magnoliopsida; Gentianales; Rubiaceae.
CUAACUGAAUGAUUGAGAAAAAUUAAGCAAAUUAAAUUAAGGUAAAAGUCUCUUGAAAAUGGCUGAAUAAUGACACCACAUACAUAAGAGAUGCAUAUAUAAAUACCCUUGAGGAAUGCAAAAAUUUGGUGUGCAUUUUGAAGUAAACAUUUUGAAGCUAUAGCUAAAUCAAAAUUUGACCAUGCGGGAUUGUAAUGUUGAAGGGAUUUUCCUGACCGAAAAAGAUGUAGUGAAAGAAGAGCCAAUUUCACUGUUCUCCAAAAGCUCAGAUGAAAAUGAGACCAUAUUUCUUUCAAACAUUGACCAAGCACUUGGUUUUCCAGUUGAAACACUUUACUUCUUUGAAGUUCCUACGGGGAAAAGCCAUUCAACCCUAAAUGUUGGUCAAAGGGUUAAAGAAGCUGUGGAAGUGCUUUUGGGGCCUUAUUAUUUCAUGGCUGGAAGGCUGAAUUUCAAUGAAGAAGCCAAAAGAAUGGAGCUCAUUUGCAACAAUGCUGGAGUGUUGUUUGUGAGUGCAACUUCAGAACUCACAUUGAAAGAUCUUGGCAAUCUUUCACAGCCAAAUCCAACUUUUCAUCACUUUGUUCAUCGCCCGGGACUUUACAAGAGCCUCCCUGAGAAAGCACUCUUCACCAUCCAGGUGACAAGAUUUAGUUGCGGUGGAUUUUCGAUUGGAUUCACGAUGCAUCAUUCCAUUAACGAUGGAAAAUCAGCAAGCGAUAUGUUACACAAUCUUGCUUCGAUUUGCAGAGGUGAAGGGCUAAAAGUAGAGACAAUAAAUAAUGAUCGGACAUGUAUUAAAGCAAGAAAUCCUCCUCAGAUAAAAUUCCCACACAGUGAAUAUGUGAAGCUACAAAAAACUCCUAAUCUUCCCUCAUCAUUCACUUCACAAGAAAGAACAACUCCAUCUCCACUUGUCUUCUCUGACAAAUAUGUCCACAAAACCUUCCAUUUCAGCCCUGAAAUGCUCAAUACACUGAAAAAACAAGCCAUGACAAAAUGCUCAACUUUUGAUGCUAUUGUGGCUCAUAUUUGGAAGGCAAGAACAAAGGCAGUUUUGAUGAAGAAUGACCGAAUCUCGACCGUUCUUUUCGCGGUGGAUAUUAGGUCUAGGAUUUCGCCACCAUUGCCAAAUGAUUUCUCUGGAAAUGCUGUAAUCACGGCCUUUGCGAGUGCAAAAGUGAGUGAUUUGGUAGAAAUGCCGCUUUCUUUUGGUGUUGAGAAAAUGAAGGAAGCGAGAGAAAGAGUGACAAAUGAGUACAUUCGGUCAGUGAUUGAUUGGUUGGAAGUUUACAAAGGCAUUCCUGCAACCUGUGAUGGCACUUUCUAUGUCUCAGCUUGGUGGAAACUGCCCUUCAAGGAGCUGGAUUUCGGGUUCGGGAAACCGGUUCGAGGCGGCCCGAUUGCGAGUGGGAACGAUGAGUUUGUUCUCCUGUUAUCUAAUAAUGAUGAUCAGAAGAGUAAUAUUGGAGGUAAUGGAAAUGGAGGUGGAAUUAUUUUGUGGAUGGCACUUGAGAAAGAGGCUAUGUUUAGGUUCAUGUCUUGUGUUUAUGAUAUGUGAUGUGAGCCCUUUUCGGAUUCACACUAAUAAUUCACCCAAAUAAUAAAUAAAUGUAAACUUCCGUUUUGGACGAAAAUUGAUACAUCCAUUAUUAUUAUUAUUAUUAUUAUUAUUAUUAUUAUUAUUAUUGAAUUUACGAAGAGUAUAAAUUACUUAUAAG